CCCAACCCAACACAUAGAAGAAGCUCACUCCCCAAACUGCAUAUACCGAUUCUCGCUCCUCUCUCUCUCUAGAUCCGUUUCGAAUACAUAGCAGACGUCCAUUGGAUUUCCGGCAAGAUCGGCCGCCGGAGAGGAUGAUGGUGAUGGGGAUGAUUGGUUGUCUGGACGAUAUUCCGGAAAGGGCGAUCCAGAAAUGUUAGAUCCGUUUACCGUGAGCCACGUUCGGUCUAAGAUUUGGCUACGAAAGAGGAAAAAAAUCCCUAGAUCCUUCGCCGGGUUGUGUGAAUUGAGAUAAAAUUGUAAAGAUCCUCCUUGGUUUCGUGUUAUUGGACCCGGAUAAUGAUCCCGCGAUUGCACAGUUUUGGAAUUAGGGUUAGGUAUUCGGUUUCGGUUUUGUACAGUUAGGGGGAUAGGUAGGGGUAAAAGUUAGGGUUGGUUGGAAGCUCUGAAAGUGGCGAAAAUGAGUUUGAGUGCGGCCGAGGAAGAUUCGGCGCAGGAGAUUCAUAUUCCGGCGGAUAUCGAUUGGCAAAUGCUCGACAAAUCGAAGUUCUUCUUCCUCGGCGCGGCACUCUUCUCCGGUGUGUCGGCUGCGCUUUACCCUGUCGUUGUGUUGAAGACUCGGCAGCAAGUGGCUGAAUCUCAGGUCUCCUGCAUCAGGACCGCGUUCUGGAUUGUCCGGCACGAGGGCCUCCGCGGUCUGUACAGGGGGUUCGGGACCUCGUUGAUGGGCACAAUUCCAGCUAGGGCUUUGUACAUGACUGCUCUUGAAGUGACCAAGAGCAACGUUGGGACGGCAACCAUUAGAUUAGGGCUUGCCGAGCCAACAGCAGCUGCCAUUGCCAAUGCGGCCGCUGGCUUGAGCGCUGCCAUGGCGGCACAGCUGGUCUGGACCCCCAUUGAUGUGGUGAGCCAGAGACUCAUGGUGCAGGGUGGUAAUAACCCAAAGCUUCCCGCUGCAUCGGCCUGUAAAUAUCUCGGUGGAAUCGAUGCAUUCCGGAAGAUCCUCAGUACGGAUGGACCAAGGGGACUGUACAGAGGUUUUGGGAUAUCAAUACUGACAUAUGCCCCUUCAAAUGCAGUUUGGUGGGCGUCAUACUCUGUUGCCCAGAGACUCGUCUGGGGUGGGGUUGGAUGCUACUUCUGCAAGAAAGAUGAUGUUAUUAGCAGUGAGAAUGGCGUCAACACUUUAAGACCAGAUUCCAAGACGGUAAUGGCAGUUCAGGGUAUUAGUGCAGCAAUGGCAGGAGGCAUUUCAGCUUUGAUUACUAUGCCCCUUGACACAAUCAAGACGAGAUUACAGGUCCUGGAUGGCGACGAGAAUGGCCGGAGGGGCCCAACUAUGGGGCAAACAGUUAGGAAUUUGAUCAGGGAAGGUGGAUGGAUGGCCUGUUACAGAGGUUUGGGACCGCGGUGUGCUUCCAUGUCCAUGUCCGCCACCACCAUGAUCACGACCUAUGAGUUUCUAAAACGCCUCUCGGCAAAGAAUCAACAGGGUUUAACAUCAUGAACACGGAUAAAAAAGAGGAAUUGGUAGAGAAAAGGAGGUUUUUCUCUUUGAUCUCCGUUUAAAUCCUUUCUGUCUUGACUUUCAACUUGUUUUUAUUCCUCUAGUUUCUAUUUGCAUCUCUCUUUCCUUCUAGUAUCCUGUUUAUCCAUGGGAUGAAUCAAUGUAAGCUGUUGCACUCUUGUUCAUAUAGAAAUAUAUAUAUAUAAAUAUAUAUAUUUUUUGUUUUCUCU
Molecule: messenger RNA, 1737 nt
Organism: Diospyros lotus (date-plum)
Lineage: Eukaryota; Viridiplantae; Streptophyta; Magnoliopsida; Ericales; Ebenaceae
Exons: 1
Coding region: 461-1507 (348 amino acids)
Source: RefSeq, a predicted model, not a curated record